AUGGCGGAGCCGCGCAGGGUGCCGUUCAUUAGCCUGUCACCCGUGCGGCGCCGCGAGGGCGAGAGCCCGGCGCUGGAUCGAGAGCCGGCGGGCCGCGACCCGGAGCCACCUCCGGCGGGCCGUGAGGCGCCACCGCCGGAGCCGCCGCCGCACGAGCCGCCCGGCGACAGCGCUGCCCGCCCGGAGCCGCCCCGAGAUCCCGGCCGGCCCGAGCAGCCGCCGCAGCGGGAGCCCCCACGGCCCGAGCCACCGCCGCUGCCGCCACCGCCGCGCCAGAGCGGGCGGCAGGAGCCGCCGCCGCCGCGGGAGGCGCUCCCGCUCCGCCAGACGGUGCGCCUGGAGGUGGUGCUGAAGGAUCCCACCGAGGAGGGCUGCGUGGAGUUCAGCUACCCGGAGCUGCUGCUGUGCGGGGACUCGCGGAAGAAAUCGGUUCAUUCAGAGGAUCCAUAUAACGAUGAACAACGUGAGCGACAUGAAGUAGAAAUGCUUGCCAAGAAGUUUGAGGCAAAAUACGGUGGCAAGACCCACAAGCAUCGGAAAGAUCGCCUGCAGGAUCUGAUCGACAUCGGCUACGGCUACGACGAGACGGACCCUUUCAUUGAUAACUCUGAAGCGUAUGAUGAAUUGGUUCCUGCAUCCCUGACAACCAAAUAUGGAGGGUUUUAUAUCAACACUGGUACACUGCAGUUUCGCCAGGCAUCUGAAUCAGAGGAUGAAGACUUUGCAGAAGACAAAAAGCAUAGGCCACCUAAAAUAGCAAAGUUGAAAGAAAGUGAAGAUCGUGGAGUGAAGAAACGCAAGCGAAAAGAUGAAGGGACAGAGAAGGAGAAGAAGCCUCGGAAAAUGAAAGUUCCUAAGCAGUUGGGAGUAAUGGCCUUAAAUUCACACAAGUCUGAGAAGAAGAAAAAGAAAUUGUAUAAAGACUCACUCUCUCUGGCUGCCAUGAUCCGUAAAUUUCAAAAGGAGAAGGAAGCCAUGAGGAAGAAGGAACCUAGUCCAAAACCUCCAGUGACUGUUGCAACCUCUACCCCUAGUAAAAUUCCUUCUUCCUCUCUCAGUGCAGGAAAUGAUAUCUCUGACUUGAAUCUUAGGAUCAAUGAUCCUGUCCUCUCCAUUUUUGGUAGCACAAAUGAACCUGAGCUCCUGCAAGAAACUGAAAGUGCCCUGGAGAUGUUGGGGGACAUUGACUUUGACAAGUUGCUCGAUGGCACUUCUGAUGGCAGCCCGGUCUCUGAGCUGUCAGGAGAGAAUGGAAAUGUCUCUCAGGCAACCUACACCUCUCAGGUCAUGACACCCAAGCAGGUGCCUGCCCUCCCUGAAGGUCUGCCUGUGCUACUUGAAAAGCGCAUUGGAGACCUUCGAACAGCUGCCAAGAUGUUUGAUGAAGAAGGCAGGAAGAAGUUUUUCACACAAGACAUGAAUAAUAUUCUUCUGGACAUUGAGCUGCAGCUGCAGGAGGUGAAUCCUGCCAUCCGCAAUGGAGUCUACUCACACCUGGAGGCUUUCGUGCCGUGCAAUAAGGACACGCUGAUAAAGCGCCUGAAGAAGUUACACCUCAAUGUCCAGGAUGACCGCUUGAGAGAGCCAUUGCAGAAGCUGAAGCUAGCUGUCAGUAACGUCAUGCCUGAACAGUUAUGCAAGUAUCAGGAGGACUGUCAGGCCCGCAGUCAAGCCAAGAAUGCCAAGUUGCAAGCAGAAGAUGAACGAGAGAAAAAUGGAUCAGAGGAAGAUGAUGAUGAGAAACCUGGAAAGAGGGUUGUUGGACCCAGAAAGAAGUUUCACUGGGAUGACACAGUGAGGUCUCUGUUGUGUAAUCUUGUCAAGAUCAAGCUGGGAUGUUAUGAGCUAGAGCCAAAUAGAAGUCAGUCUGCUGAAGAUUACCUCAAAACCUUUAUGGAAACAGAAGUGAAACCACUUUGGCCUAAAGGCUGGAUGCAGGCAAGGAUGCUUUUUAAGGAAAGCCGAAGUGUUCACAAUCACCUCACUUCUGCUCCGGCAAAGAAGAAGGUGAUUCUGGCCCCUAAACCCAAAGUGAAGGACUCCAGUCCAAAAAAAGAACAGAAAACCUGUAUGUCUUCAGUCAAUUCAAGUUGUGCUCCUGUACUGAGUUCCAGUGCAGCUGUGUGCACCCCAGCCAGCUCUAGCUGCACAGCAGCUCCAGAGACCAUCUGCUUGGAUGACUCACUGGAUGAAGACCUCUCUUUCCACCCACCCUCACUGGACUCUGUUUCUGAUGCUCUGGCAGUUAUCAACAAUGGUGCCAAGGGAUCACCUCUUGGGUCCACCAUAGACACAACAACACCCAGACCUCGCCCUGGGCUGAGGGAAGAGAAACUAGCAAGCAUUAUGAGUAAGUUGCCUCUGGCAACUUCAAAGAAAGUAGAGCCCACUCAAACAUCCCAUUCAUCAAGUCUUAUUGCUGGUCACACAGGGCCAGUACCAAAGAAACCCCAGGACUUAGUUCACACUGGUAUCUCUUCAGGCCUUAUUGCUGGAUCUUCAAUUCAAAAUCCCAAGGUUUCCUUAGAGCCUUUGCCAGCCAAACUACUUCAACAAGGAUUACAGAGGUCAAGUCAGAUCCAAGCUGCUUCCUCCUCUUCGCAGACUCAUGUUUCUUCCUCUAAGACUCAAGCAGCUAUUUCCACCUCCUCUCAAAGAACCAAGGAUAUCUUGGUAUCAUCUGCUGAGGUUCAAGGUGGUACUUCCUCAACAUCACAAGUGACAAAGGUGCACCAGCAUUCAGCUGUACAACAGAAAUAUGUAUCUCCCUUACAAGCAACUAUUAGUAAAUCACAGAGCAAUCCUGUGGUGAAACUAAGUAGUAAUCCCAAACUCUCUUGCUCAUCACCAGUGAUCAAGGCUCAAGAUAAGUCUGUAGUGUAUCGCCUGCCUUUGUCUAAUCCUUCCUCUGGAAGUGGCUCUCAAGUGUCUCACCCACUGGUUUCUCGGACAACAUCCAGCACCUCUACCUCUAGUAACUAUUUAGCCAAGGCUAUGGUGUCACAAGUUUCUUCCCAGGGUUUCAAGCCUCCCUUCUCCAUGGCUGCCUCUCCCAAACCUGCUGCCUCUCCCAAGCCCACUUCAUCUAAGCCCUCUGUGACACCCAAGCCCAAUGCGUCACCUAAAUUUUCAUCCAAGUCCACCUCAUCCCCCAGGCCUGCAACAACACCCAGUUCUUCCAGUUCAAGUGCACUAGUUUCCCAGAGUAGUCACUCCAGCAACAACCCCCUUCAUAAACAGACCAGUGGUGUAAAUAUCAGCAGGCAGUCUCCCACAGUGAAUUUGCUGUCCUCUAAUCGCACCUCAGGCCUUCAGCCUGCAAAAAACCCUCAGGCUUCUUCAAAAUUGCCCAACUCUUCUCCUUCUGGGACUGUUGGUAAAAAUAAUCUGGGUGGAGUUGGAAUGAAUGUACCUGCCAGCAGAGGCAGUAACCUUAACUCAAGUGGAGCUAGUAGGACUAGUCUGUCUGGGGGAGCAGGAAGUGGAACACAGGGUGCUACUAAACAAUUGUCAACUCCACACAGACCAUCUUCUGCCUCAGGGUCUCCAGUUGUAGCAGCCAGCGUGCAGUCAACAGCAGGAGCAUCACUACUGGCUAAUGCCUCACCUCUGACUCUCAUGGCAUCCCCCCUGUCUGUGACCAGUCAGAACGUGACGUCUGCACCAUUAACUCCUUUUGGGAUGCUGGGUGGCCUCGUUCCUGUGACUGUGCCCUUCCAGUUUCCCUUGGAGCUGCUUGGCUUUGGGACGGACACAGCUGGAGUGACAACCACCUCGGGAUCUACCUCAGCGGCUUUCCACCACAGCCUAACUCAGAACUUACUGAAGGGUUUACAGCCAGGUGCUCAGCAUGCAGCAACGCUGUCUCACUCACCUCUGCCUGCUCACUUGCAGCAAGCUUACACAGAUGGAGGCCAAAGUAAAGGGGACACUAAGUUACAGCGGAAAAACCAGUGACUUCUGGACAAGCAAGGGAGCUGAAGCAGUUCUGGUUGGCUGACAGAAUCUGCCCAGUUGGGAAAGUGCUUAUUGUCACAGGGCUGCUGUUUCUGUCAAUGUUUACAUAUUCUGAUCCUAAGCACUGUGGUGAGAGGAAGAAGAAAAAUAAAACAAUACUUGAUCAAAGAGAGAAGGAAAAGGAGGACUGGUCCUCCUGGUCAUGCAAACUGGUCGUAGUUUGAUAUUGCCUAAAGAAACAACCUUUUUUUAUCUGCUCUGAUUGGCUCUUAAAAGAAAUUGAUCGUCAAACCCACAGCAGCACCAACAUUUUGUUUCUGGGUGAAGUCCAGUGAAAAGUGGAAAUAGUGAAAGGUGCUAGAAUAGGUUUCUCCUUUCAAGGUGGAAUCAUCCACUUCCUUAGUGCCCAAAGUGCCCAGUAUAAGAUGACGUGUAGGUCCUGAGUGUACUAUAUGGUUGUGGACCAAAGGUUAUGUAGAAUAGAGAUGGUGCUGGGAUACUUUGCAUUAUAAUUAAACCUUUAGACAAAAGCAGUUUCUGAUAAUGGGCAUUGAUCCAGCUUUAGAAGGCUGUUUUGACUUUAGGGAGCCUACAGAUGUAUGCAGUCUCAGUAGAGAAUUGUCUUCAAAACCAGAUCUGGUACAUCAGUAUGUGAGACACAGACUAUUUGAUUUAUUUUCAGGGUUUUUUUAGUACAAAAGUUCUUAUUUAAGGGAGGAAGGGGAUGGAAAUUCAUUUACAUGAAAAGAAACCCAUAUUUUAUUGGUCAGACUAGCAUUUCUUUCCCACAUUUUUUUUAAAAUCACACUUAUAUUUCAGUAUUUUCAUUUGUUAAACUUUCUUUUACCUUGUGCUUAUUUGCUACUGGAAAGAUACUCUAUUCAUGUCUUUCAUGAACAAGUUCUUUUCUCAUUCUCAGGCUUCAUCCUUUAUGUAACUCCUCCCAGAAGCCAUGCAUUAUAUUGAUUUGCUAGUUAAAGAAAGCUGAUUGUGACCUGUUCCAGAGUCAGGUAAAUACUGCUUCAGGCAUUAGCCAAAGAGGAGUCGUUCAAAAGCGACCAGAGGUGCCUUCUCUUCUGGGGGCUGAAUGGGUUGUCUCCAGCAUUUCCAGCCCCUGCUGGCCUGGGGAGUUUUACCUGAACUCUUUCUUACAUGGUAGCACAAGACUGCAGAGCUGGCUUUGUUGUUUGGUUUUGUUUUGGUUUUUUUUUUUUUUCUUUGAUAGCAAUACAUCAACCAGUUCACAUGUAAGAUUAGGAAGCAUCCAGCACGUGUUGCACUUUCGACACUAGGACAGAACUUUGCUGUUGAGUCCCUUGAGCUGUCAGAUAAAAGGUGAGAAUGGCAGAAACUAAAAUAAGUCAUAGGGAAAAGGAGCAAAUAAAUCAGUAUGAUGCCCUUCUCCUUCAACCCUGAAACAUUCCUUUGACCAGAGAUGCUGAAAUUCUUAGUAGAUAGAUCUUCUGGUAGUUUGACUCAGAGACUGAACCAGACACUGCUGGUUAUCUCACACCUUUAGAGAGACUUUGACCCCUGAAUAAUGACUCUUCAAUAUAUUUUGCUAGAUUACUUAGAGCUUGCAGGUUUCUUUUACAUGUGAUUUAUUUUUCUUAGAUCAGACAACAAUUUCUUUUCUAUUUAGAGCUCAUUUUAAUUUUAUAUAAAUAUAUAUACAUAAAUUUAAAAUAAUAUAUAUUGUGUAUUUAGUAUAAAAAUGUUGGGUUGAGCUCAGCAAUAAAUGUUUUUGCACAACACUUCUGUGAAAGACAGAUUGAAUUAAGAUGCAUUAGUUCAUUAGUUUCACUCCACAGCAUCUGCCAAUGAAAUGCUUUUGAGCUGGCACUAAUGUUUUGUAUGUGGUGUGUUGAUCAGACAAGCUUGCAUCUCCAUCAAGGUUGAGAGUUGAAACACAAACACUGUGUAGACCCUGGCAUUAAUACUGUACAAAUUGUCAAAAUACCAUAAACUAUUUAGAGUGCAAGCUUCAUCUGAUACUUUUUUUCUUUUCUCCAGGAAGGGUUGAAGGAAGCCAACUUUGUUUUUUGAGGCCCAACAGUUCUGACAGAAUGUUAAUUCUCUGAACUGUGUCAAACCUGAGAACUUUAACAAUGCAUGUAGCUAAGGGAGUUGUGGCAGUGAGCCAUUGGGCAGCAAUAUAUUUAAAGGACCCCGUCCUAAGAGAGUUCUACCUCUUCUGUGUUUUUGUCAUCAAGGCAUCCCAUUCAAAUUGUCAUCUUUUGUCUUCAUACUUACUGAAAUUUAGGCUGGGAGACUUGGAGCCCUUUAUAACUACAGCACAAAUUCCCUUUCAACAUUCCUUUCUUCCUGGAAAUACACUUCAUCUUCAGUUGAAGAGUAUCCUCUCUAAAUCUUGAGGGCAGGAGUAGUUCUACCUCUGUGUCCUAUUGAGCUUCUCAGUCUUGGGAAACAAGUAAACUAAAACUUAUUGUGGAAAUAAAUACUAGGGUGAUGAAAAUAAAGAUGACCAUACAUUGUCUGUGACAUCAGUUCAAACAACCUCCAGCAGGUAACUCAGUCAUUAUACUCCUGUUAUUCAUUAUACUCCUGAGUGUCUUUUCAAUGAACAACACUGGAGAUGGGGACCCUUUACUUGCUGUUUUCUAUUCUGCUUGGUUAAACCUAGCAAGGCCAAAUCAAAGGAAAUAAUAGGCUGGUUCCCAGAGACCUUUGCAGGUGGCAUAGACAGAAUGGGAAAGAUUACUGCAACAUUUGAAUGCAAAAUUAGGUUAAUAUUUUACUAUCUUCUGUGCAGCAGCUCUUCUGAAGACAUUUCCCCCCCCCCAGGUUUUUACUACUUUUUAAGGGCCUUUGUUAAUAAAUAAACUGUAGUUGUACAUACUAAAUAAACCCUCAGUAUUCACAAGCAAUAAGAAAGCCAAGUAGAGCUGUCUUUUCAGGCAGUAGGGCUGAACUUGGUUUGGGGAUUGUGUAUGAGCUAAUGUGUCAAGCUCUCUGAAAGCCCCAAACAAAUGCAAGCAAUAACUUCAAACAUAGGUUUUAGGUGUUGAAACUGUCUGGGUAGUAUUCCCUGCUACAUGAUCCAAAGUCCCAAAAACCACGGUAGCUAUGUGAAAUCAUUAGAGACUCUUGCAAAGAAAGAAGGCAGGCUAGAUGAAAAACGGGCUGCAGUUUCCUGAUACCUUGGACUAUAACUGCAGUGUUCUCCCAUUCCAAGACACAAAUGGCCUAAGUCACUUUGUCCAGCCUUCUCUGUUGAUUUGAGAAACAUGUCUAAAUACUGAUCAACUGAGUCACAAGUGCGGAUGCUGUGGGUUUCACAUCUGUUUUCUGCUAAUCAGAAGAAACUUUUAAUUACCUGGGUUCUGCUUUGUGUUUGAAUCUGAUCAAAGUUGUCUGUUGCACAGAUUAAGGGGUGGGACAGGUGCCUAAAGCCUGUUCCUUCCUGCAGUCCCAUCACCUGACCCUUCCUCCACACUCCUUCUCCACUUGGUGCAAGACCCUUGAGGACAUGAAAACAGAGAAAUCUGCAACUCUCCCAAGCUGCCAUCAGUUGUGUGAACCAGUAACCCUCUGGGAGUCACCUUGGACUCCAACUAACUUUAUCACAUUUGCUGCUACAUUCAGAAAAUGAACUUUUGGCUGUAUUUAUUAGCAAAUUUUAAUCUAGUUUACAGGGGUUUUUUGUUUUCUUUUGAUUAGUUUUUGCCCACAGUUGGAUUAGAAGCAUUUGGGUGUUUGGGUUGAUGGGUUUUUUUGUUUCG
Melozone crissalis (California towhee) is the source of this 7700-nucleotide messenger RNA. RefSeq names its product ubinuclein 2 (gene UBN2). The coding region runs from base 1 to 3957 and encodes 1318 amino acids. Gene Ontology annotation, cellular component: nucleus. The record is from RefSeq and is a predicted model, not a curated record. Lineage: Eukaryota; Metazoa; Chordata; Aves; Passeriformes; Passerellidae. The transcript has 17 exons.